UAAAAAAAAUUAAAAAAAAAAGCAGAGACUUUUACAGAGAGAAAAAUAAAAGAAGAACAAAGAAAGGUCAAACUUGACCGGUGGCUCCGGUCAAUGGGUUGAUAAACCUCUCUCUCUCUACAACUCCUACCCCUUCUCUCUAAAAUUCUCAUUCAAUUUCUUUCUUCUUCUCUCUCCAUCUCUCUCUUUCUCCCUCUUAAAUUCUUUUGGCUUGGAUCGUUAAAAGGGUUUUUGUAGAAGAGAAAAAACCAGGCCAUAGUAGAUUUUGAGGUCUGUUUGGUUACAGAACCUGAAUUGGGUAUAAGAAAUUUUCCUUAGUUGUUUCUGGGUUUUAUUCCAAGUUUGGUUGAAGAGAAAAUGGCACAGCAACGGUCACAUGUACCAAAGUUUGGUAACUGGGAAAAUGAAGAUAAUGUUCCAUACACCGCCUAUUUUGACAAGGCUCGAAAGGGCCGAACAGGGGCUAAGAUGAUUAAUCCAAAUGAUCCCGAAGAGAAUCCAGAUGCUUACUCAUCUUCAGCUGAUACUUCUCUUACUAAAGGCAAUGCUGAUGGUGGUAAACCAGUAGAGCAGCCUGUUGUAGUGAAAACAACUCAUGAAAGGCAUAGAAGCAAGGAGGAUAAUGAUUUAAGGCAAUUCUCAAAUUCCCCGGGACAUCAUAACAACACCGCUCGUAGGGCCAGCAAUGACUUAUCGAAUCAACGUCAUGUUGGAGGUGUUGGUGGUGGUGGUGGUCGUGGAAGACCUGCAAGACCAAGUGUUGGAUCCGAACAAAGUAUUGAAAAGUCGCCUCUUCAUCGCCAAGCGAGGGCUGCAGGAAGAGAUUCACCAUCUUGGGAAGGAAAGAGUUCUUAUGAAGGUAGCCAUGGUACUCCUGGAAGAUCUAGAUUGAGACCUCGCAGCGAUGAUACUCCUGAUCAUGGUGCUGCUGUUCCGAAAUUCGGGGAGUGGGAUGAAACAAACCCUGCAUCAGCUGAUGGUUUUACUCACAUAUUUAACAAAGUCCGCGAAGAGAGGCAGACUGGAGCAGGUAGAGUUGGCACACCCGAGCCAUCUUACCCCCAUCGGAGGCCAGAUUCUAAUGAUGCUGCCAAGGGCUGCUGUUUCCCAUGGUGCAGAAAAUAGUGUCUGUAAUAUUUUUCCUGGCUGGUUGUUAUAAGGUGUCAAUGACACCAAUGUGUAUAUAUAUAUAUUAAUAUAUAUCUUUGAAGAGCUCAAUCUCCCAGAGGAGUAACUUCUAUGAAGUCUCAUUCAGUUUCUCAAAGUGUGUUGGUUUUGUAUUAAUGAAAUAUUCAAUUCUGAUUUGGAUACACCUCCUCAUCUAUUCUUCUUCUUCUUCACAUUUAGCUGGUUUUGCUGUGAUUACUAUUUUGAUUAAGUUUUUUUCUUUUGGUUAUGAUAUUUGAGUGGGAAAGACCAGAGUAAUAGAUUCUUUUAAUUCAUUCUAAAUGUAUGGCUACUAAUAUUGGUCUGGUUUAGUGUUAUUGAUGCUAUUAUGUUUAUAUACUUAAAAGAGCCUAUAACAUUGUUGUUUUA
Messenger RNA from Cannabis sativa, 1536 nucleotides. RefSeq names its product RPM1-interacting protein 4. NCBI's taxonomy places the organism in Eukaryota, Viridiplantae, Streptophyta, Magnoliopsida, Rosales, Cannabaceae. The coding region runs from base 358 to 1125 and encodes 255 amino acids. The record is from RefSeq and is a predicted model, not a curated record. The transcript is spliced from 4 exons.